Cylicocyclus nassatus is the source of this 1039-nucleotide messenger RNA. The record is from the annotation of a GenBank genome assembly. NCBI's taxonomy places the organism in Eukaryota, Metazoa, Nematoda, Chromadorea, Rhabditida, Strongylidae.
GAUGCUUUAGGGAUGACACUCACGGGACAGGUUGCUGUGGUGACUGGUGCGUCGAGGGGAAUCGGUCGUGGAAUAGCGCUGCAGCUUGGCCGAGCUGGAGCUACCGUCUAUGUGACUGGUAGAAAACCAGAACACAGUGAUGCAGCCACCGAAAACUAUCUACCAAAUCUCGAGAAGACUGCUAAAGAAAUAACGGAACGUGGUGGCAAAGGAAUUGCAGUCUAUGUUGACCACUCCAAUAUGGAAGAAGUAAAGCAAUUUUUCGAGAGAAUUGAAAGGGAUCAUAAUGGUCAAUUGGACAUUCUGGUCAACAAUGCAUACUCUGCUGUGAAGGCACUUGUGGAAACGGCAGACAAGAAAUUUUAUGAGUGUCCUCCUGAAAUGUGGGACGAUGUCAACAAUGUAGGACUGAGAAAUCACUACUACUGCUCUGUUUACGCGGCACGAAUGAUGGUAAAGAAUGGUAGUGGUCUCAUCGUCAACAUCAGUUCAGCGGGUGGUCUCAAAUACCUAUUCAACGUACCCUAUGGUGUUGGAAAACAGGCAUUAGAUAGAAUGUCUGCAGAUAUGGCAUUUGAACUGAAGCCAAAGAAUGUCUGCGUAGUGUCGAUUUGGCCAGGUGCAGUUCGUACAGAGCUUAUAACCAAUAUGAUGGAGUCAAGAAAGGAUGAGCGCACCGAUAUGUUCAAAGAUGGCGAGACAACCGAGUAUCCGGGUAAAGCCAUUGUGGCUCUUGCGUCUGAUGAUCGAAGAAUGGAAAAAACUGGACGGGUCCUAAUCACUGCAGAUUUGGGCAGUGAGUACGGUUUUCGAGACACGGACGGUCGUGACCCUCCAAAUCUUCGCAGUCUUUCGUUCCUGCUCACCCAUUCGGGCUACAAACAAGCUGCUCAGUGGGUGCCUUCUUGGGUAAAAGUGCCUGGAUGGCUGCUGUGGGGAUCGGCAAGCAGGCUGUAAGGAUCGUUCUCUGUUAAUAAGUUUCUCAUUCUCUGAAGCAGAUCAGAUUUAUAGUGCCACUGCUUUGAACUGAUGAAGUGUC